GAGGGAUAGACCGAAAGUAAAACAGGAAAGAGGAAAGUUGACCAAGUACUCCGGCGAGGGUGUCGGAGUUCGUCGGAGAUCGGAGGACAAGUGACGAUGAGAGGUGACAAGCGCCCCUAUCAUUCUGUUUACUCAUCCAGCUCAUGGUUCGAUCACUUCUGGUCUUCCGCUAGGCGGUCCAAGCCUCUAGCCAGGCCGUCUGAACUUGCCGGGCGGACAUUCACCGGCGAGGGUCUCUCCCGCCGUCUUUCCCUCUUCGAUCUCAUUCUCAUCGGUAUCGGCGCCUCAAUUGGAGCAGGAAUCUUUGUUGUCACCGGAACAGUGGCCCGUGAUGCUGGACCCGGAGUCACUCUCAGCUUCAUAAUUGCUGGAUUGUCUUGUGUUCUCAACGCACUCUGCUAUGCCGAGCUUGCAGCCAGCUUCCCUGCAGUUGUUGGAGGGGCUUAUUUAUACACAUAUACAGCUUUUAAUGAGCUUACUGCUUUUCUUGUAUUUUCUCAGUUGAUGCUCGACUAUCAUAUUGGUGCAGCUAGCAUAGCACGUAGUUUAGCGAGCUAUGUGAUCAAUGCACUAGAGCUCAUUCCUUUCCUUAAAGACAACAUUCCCAACUGGGUUGGACAUGGAAGCGAGGAAUAUUUGGGAUCAUUUUCUUUUAACCUGUUAGCUCCUGUUUUGCUCAUAGCUUUGACAAUAGUUUUGUGCCAGGGUGUUGGAGAAUCAUCUUUGUUAAACUCAAUAAUGACAAUAACAAAGAUAGUCAUUGUUAUCAUUGUCAUCAUUGCCGGGGCUUUUGAGGUUGAUGUUUCUAAUUGGACCCCCUAUGCUCCAAAUGGUUUCAAAGCGGUAUUAACUGGAGCAACUGUGGUAUUCUUUGCAUAUGUUGGCUUCGAUGCAGUUGCUAACUCUGCUGAAGAAUCUAAGAGGCCAGAGAGAGACUUGCCUUUAGGCAUAGUGGGGAGUCUUCUUGUCUGCAUAGUUCUUUAUGUCGCUGUCUGCUUAGUGAUUACUGGGAUGGUCCCAUACAAAUUCCUGGGUGGUGAUGCUCCUCUGGCUGAAGCUUUCACUGAGAGGGGCUUGAAAUUUGUAUCAGUGCUAAUCAGCAUUGGUGCUAUUGCAGGGCUCACAACAAGUCUCAUGGUAGGGCUUUAUGUUCAGUCACGAUUGUAUCUUGGGCUUGGAAGGGAUGGUUUAUUGCCUUCAGUAUUUGCUAAAGUACAUCUAACAAGGCAUACUCCUAUUCAUUCCCAAGUUUGGGUUGGGAUGGUUGCAAUCAUCUUGGCUGGUCUAUUUAAUGUGGAAAAACUUUCACACAUUCUUUCAGUGGGCACUUUGACAGGAUACUCGGUUGUUUCAGCUUGUGUUGUAUCUCUCCGGUUAAAAGAUAAGACUGCAGGUCCUAUCUCUACAGGGCAAAUUUCAAACAGGGAUGAAGGAAUCAUUUGCUUAAUCUUAGUUGCAUGCUCUGGCUUUGCUGCUGGUGCUCUAUACCGUUUUGGUGCUUCAUUUGUUUUCUUAAUAGUAGCUGGAGUUAUUGCCAUAUUUUCUGCUGCAGCUCUUCAUUUCCGGCAAGUUUACAGUGACCCACCAGGAUUUUCUUGUCCAGGAGUUCCAAUCGUGCCGGCUGUUUGUAUCUUCGUAAACAUUUUUCUUUUUGCCCAGUUGCAUUAUGAGGCGUGGGCGAGAUUCGUUAUUAUUUGCGCAAUUGGAGUUGGCAGCUAUGCAGUUUAUGGGCAGUAUCACUCCAAUCCUUCUUCAGGUUCAAGCACAUCCCUUGCUUACCAUAGGGCCCCUGUGGGUGAUGAAUCUACCAUGUAAUGCCCCUCCUUCUCAAUUCCUGUUAUGUGAAUGACUUUAUAUUGUAGGGAUAUUUGUAUAUUUGCUUGAAUAAGUGAAUAAUAAUAGCUCUUCUGAAAUUCCAAACAUUCCAGAAGAGGAUACUUUUUCUUUCUUUUUUUGGUCCCUGCUAGACAAUGUUCAGUCAAGAAAGAACAGGGUAAAAAAAAAGUUAAGAAUUGUACCAUGACUGUAACAAUCCAGUGAUCAUUAAUGCAGAUUUAUCAGUUCACAUGUAGAGCCUCUGCAUUUGGAAUAGUGCUAGUUUCAUGGAAUAACCAUGGUAAUAAAAUUUGGGGGUAAGU
Messenger RNA from Cuscuta campestris, 2138 nucleotides. The record is from the annotation of a GenBank genome assembly. NCBI's taxonomy places the organism in Eukaryota, Viridiplantae, Streptophyta, Magnoliopsida, Solanales, Convolvulaceae.